AUGAUCAAUUUGUGGACAGAGACGUAUUGGUUGCCUAGAAAUGUUUCGUGGGAAGAACUUCCGCCGAAAUUCAAUGAUUUGCUAGUUCCCAUUUAUUUGGCACUGCCUCUUGUUGUUAUCAGGUUGGAAUUUGUUUUUUUUUUGAAAAAAAAACUUGAAAAUCAUUACAGUAAGACUGUUUUCGAGAGAAUUUAGUCUAAUUUCUGGCCAGUUGGGCUCAGGCUAGAUUUUCAGCAUUUCGAAAAUAUUGCUGAAAUUUGGGGGUACGAUUAUUUUGUAGAGAUGGUAAAUCUGUCUGAGCUAGAUCUGGAAAUCUCUGAAAAUCGUGUUUCCUUCGAUUUCAAGAUUUUCAAUAUCUUCAUAAUAACCCUACCCGUAAAUUUCAGCCAUAUUUUCAUAAUUGCUGAAAUCCUGACUAAAGCAACCCAGCAAAAACUAGUUUUUUUGUUUCAAAUCGAUUUUUGGCCAUAAUGUAGACUCAAAAUUCCCUCGAAAACAUUCUUAUUUGUUUUUAUGAUGUGCUUAUGUUCUUCUGUAAUGUUUGCACAAAUCGAACGGAAAUUAUUGAUUUUUUGGAGGCUACAAAUCAUGGAAGAAUAAUUGUGACCGAAUUUUUGUGAAGUUGAGCUCAUUUUGUAUGUAGAGCUUGAAAAUCUGCGCAAGAUCAGAAUAGAUUUGAUUUAUGGUGAUAUUUGAAAACAUCUGGAAUUCGAAUCUGAAAAUAAUUUUCUUUGACUUUAUUUCUAAUCUCUGAUCUAAAUCCACUUUUAUCUUGUGCAGAUUUUCAAGCUCUACAAAAUGAACCUAAUUUUGAAUUUUGAAAAAAAAACUGAAAGAUAUUUCCAAGCUCCACGAAAUCAUCCAAAAAUCAAUAUAUUUUUUUGCAGAAUCUUCUGGGAAGCGACAAUCGGUGUCGCCUACUUAUUCUUCCGCACAAAUGCCUACAAAUCCAGGAAAAAUAUCACGCUAUUGGGAGCGGUGAGUCAUAUUUCAUUUUUAUGUUGUGCUUUAUUGCCAACUCACGUUGACUUAUGAUUUUCUGAUGUUAUCAGAGCCUAAUUUUUUUUUGUGAUAAUUUAUCAUGGAACAUCAAUUUGAUAAGAAAAAUGAAACAAGAGUGUAUAGUUAGGAAUCAAUACAAGAAAAUAUACAAAAUGGGGGAAAAUUGAAAUUUUUCAAAAAAAUUUAAAAAAUUCAAAAAAAAACGUUUCUUGCAGAUGUGGGAACAUCUCUCCGGUGGAUUUGCAUCCGAAUCUCGCGCCAAAAAAAUUCUGGAAUGUUUCUGGAGAUUCAGCUACUACACAUUUGCAUUUAUCUACGGGUGUUAUGUUAUGUUUGAUAAAGAAUGGCUGUCUGAUGUAAAACAAUGCUGGAUUGGUUAUCCAUUUCAUGAAGUUCCAAAUUCAAUCUGGUAGGCGUUUUUUUCACAGAAAAUCCUGUGAAGUUCACUCUAAAAUUGUAGUUUUAGAGCUAUUUUCAAUUUUAAUUUUGAAGAGCUCAAAACCCCUCAUUUUCCAGGUGGUACUAUAUGAUUGAAACUGGUUUCUAUUACUCUCUUCUGAUCGCUUCCACCUUCGAUGUUAGACGUUCGGAUUUCUGGCAACUUAUGGUUCAUCAUAUUAUCACCGUGUUUUUAUUGUCUUCCAGUUGGACUAUCAAUUUUGUUAGGUAAUAUUUUAUGAUUUCUGAUGACAGUUGGCCUGAAAUAGCAUUUAGGCUUGCUUGAAAAUUUGAAUCUUUCGAACUCCCGCGAAAUCCUCAAUAGAGCGCAUUUGCAAAUUUGGCGAUUAAUUUCGGCGAUUUUUUAUGAUUUUUUGGUGAUAAAUGGCCUGGAAAUUCGAAAAAUGGCCUAGAAACUCAACCUGAAUUGAUCUAGAAAUACGAAAAAUAGCUAGAUUUAGGCUUGCUUGAAAAUUUGAAUUUUUCGAAUUCCCGCCAAAUCCUCAAUAGAGCGAAUUGGCGAAAUUUUCAGUGUCAUUCUGAAUUUUUCAACUUCCCGCGGUUAAUUUCGGCGGGAAAUUUGAAAUUUGAAUUUAUUUGGAUCCAAUUAUUGAUUUUAAUGGCCACCUAAACUUUACCACGUCAUAUUUCAUAUCCAAAAUCCCAAAAGCUAGAUUUAGGCUUGCUUAAAACUUUGAAUUUUUCGAAUCUCCGCCAAAUCCUCAAUAGAGCGCAUUUGCAAAUUCAGAGAUCAAUUUUUUGGAUGAAAAACUAAUUUUUUCAGAGUCGGAACCCUGA
Messenger RNA from Caenorhabditis angaria, 2238 nucleotides. Lineage: Eukaryota; Metazoa; Nematoda; Chromadorea; Rhabditida; Rhabditidae. The record is from the annotation of a GenBank genome assembly.